AUGAAGGGCGCGCCGAACGCCCCGACCCACCCAGCAGCCGAGCUCGUUCAGAACCCCCUCGGCUCCUCCCCGCCCCCGCCGGAGCCUCACAACCUAACCCGCAGGCUCAGCACUGAGAGCGCUGCCAUUGGUGGAGGCAGCCCUCCCGAGCCGGGGGCUGGAGCUAAUCCUGCUCCGGUCCGGUUGGUUGCCGGUAAUUACGGCGCGGCCUCGGGAUGUGUGUCGGGAAUUGUAGUCCUUACUGUUCAGACCUGCAGGGGCCGCCGGCUUCGACGCUUCGGCUACCCUGACCGCUUCUCCCCUCUGGACUUCAAGUCCCACAAGGCACGAAAGCUGCCGGGCUCGGUCGCAGUUUAUAAACUAAACAGAACCAGAUUGUGGGAUUUUGUCGAAGGGAUGUCCUUGACAGCACUACAAAAGUUUAAGAAGGUGGUUGCCACGGGGACCAUUCGCCACCGACGGCAAAGUCGUGAAACCCCAUCACCACACUCCGUCUCCUUGGCGGCUGCUAAAGAAGAUUUAACCUUAAGGGGGCCUCAGGGAGAGAGGAGUGCUGCCGCUGCCGCCGAUAGCCGCACCUCCGCGGCUACGGGUCCUGGGUGCCCGGCCCCGGCCUGUGGCGGCGAGCGGCGGCCGGAGGAAGCGGCGGCGGCGGCGGGCGACUCGCCCGGGUCUCCGUCCCUCCGUGCAGAACUGGAAGAGGGGAGCCGCCAUAUUGGAGCUAGAGGCGAAGGUGCCCUGCAGACGCCGCGCGAGUCGGGUGGAGGUGGCGGCCCUGGCCUUGGUCUGGGAGGAGUCGGCCGCGCCGGGGCCCGCAAGGCUGGGGAGUGA
This is a messenger RNA of Rangifer tarandus platyrhynchus (Svalbard reindeer), 831 nucleotides long. NCBI's taxonomy places the organism in Eukaryota, Metazoa, Chordata, Mammalia, Artiodactyla, Cervidae. The record is from the annotation of a GenBank genome assembly.